UUCCCACAGCUCGAUUCCCUGAUAUUUCCUUCUGCUGUCCCAAAGGAGAUAUUUGCUUCUCUCAUGAGAGUGGUAAGCCAGUCCCUGCCAGUUCUUGCCCUAGAGAGUCUUUAACAAUGUUGUGUGAAUUUAUGUUUUUCACCUGUCCUACACUUGGCCAAAUGGUAAUUUCUGGUAUCACAUGAUAAAUUACAUUUAAAAUAUCUGUACAUUAAAUUGAGACUUUAUUUUGGUUAAAUUGCGAACAAUAUUCUGCUAUUUGACCAUUUAUAUUAAAAGGAGAUGGUCUCUGGGUGAUUCUGUUGUCUUUAUGGAUAGCAGGGAGUGAAAACUUUUUUUUUUUCAUAGAAGGCCAGGAUGAAUAUAGGUGGGCAACUCAUCAGCAUCUUGGGAGGCCAUUAAUCCAAAUCAGUGUUUUUAGAGCUAACUGCCCUCAUGUUAUAAAGAGCAUGCAGCCUUUCUACAAACCUAAACUGCAUCUAGAUCAAUAGCAAUGAAUGUAAUAGGUUUAGAAAAUUUGAUUUGGUCUUCUAAAGCAAUGUAGGUUGGCAUUAGAACAUUUAGAAGGGAGUCUCUGGGUCACAGCAGUCCUCCCCAGUGGCAUCCAGUGCAACUGGAGCAAAGCUUCUUUCAUUUUAUCCCUUGCUUCUUAGCUGGGCAGCUAUGAAAGUGAAGGAAGAAGAAAUCAUGAAUCCAAGAUUGCACAAGAAUUCCGGUAUCUCUACAGAUGAAUAAGAUAUAACAAAUACUACUGAAUUGUGGGGCAGGAAAAAAACAUAUAUUUAAGUCUUUCCGGGAGGUGUGAGCUGGAUGCUCUGACUAAAGUUCAUAAUCAAGUGAUUGGCACAAGCUGAUCCUGGUGAUCCAGGCACAAAUGUAAAAAACGAGGAAGAGAGAGGUCUAGUUAAUAAGUAAUUCCUCGUCAUAAUGCAGGUUUGAACAAACAGUACAGUUUCCCAACAGAAAGGAUAGUACCUCGGCUUAAACGCCCUCCAGCCUGAGUAUAUUACUUCUUCCUCUCACCAAGAAGAAUAUGAAAAACAGGAAGAGUCAGGAAGCACAGACGCUUCCUUCCAGGUGUCCGGAUAACAGUGCCUUCAAACAGCAGAAGCUGCCAGCUUGGAAGCCCAAGCUCACUAUUACAACUGUGCUCUCUAGCUUCUUUGUCACUGGGGUGUUCUGCCUUUCUGCGGGAGUCUGUCUCAUACUGUCCACAAACAGCGUCAGAGAGAUCCAGAUUAAUUAUUCAGAUAAAUGCUCAGAUUGUUCAAAACUUCGUGAAAAUUCCUCUAAUUGGAAUAAUGAAUGCUACUGUUCUGUUGACUUCAUGCUAAAGGAAGAUAUGCUGGGUGAUGUUUUUAUGUACUAUGGCCUGCAAAACUUUUAUCAGAACCACCGUCGAUAUGUGAUAUCGAGAAGUGAUGCCCAAUUGUUGGGUCGAGAUGUAGAUAUUCAGAAGAGCUACUGUGCGCCUUUCACGACUUAUCAAAACGGAACACCAAUGGCUCCAUGCGGUGCCAUUGCCAACAGCAUAUUCAAUGAUACUAUUGAUCUUUUUUACAACCUUAACUCAUCUGUUAUUCAAGUCCCACUGCUGAAGACUGGAAACAGUUGGUGGACAGAUAAAAAUGUGAAAUUUCGCAAUCCAAAAUCAUACAAUCUUUCUUCUGCAUUUGCAGGGACAGCAAGACCUCCUUACUGGCAGAAACCGGUAUAUAUGUUAGAUGAGGAAGAUGAAGGGAACAACGGUUAUAUCAAUGAUGACUUCCUUAUUUGGAUGCGAGUGUCAGCCUUUUCUACAUUCAGAAAUCUUUACCGUCGUGUCAGCCGCACAAACCAGUUUGCUGAUGGCCUCCCAGCAGGAAAUUACACUUUUCAUAUUUCCUAUAAUUUCCCUGUUAGCAAAUUUAAGGGGAAGAAGCAUGUGAUUCUUUCAACUGUGGUAUGGAGCGGAGGAAGUAACCCAUUCCUGGGAAUUGCCUACACAGUUUGUGGCACGGCAGCAACCCUGACAGGUUUUGUUAUAAUUGCCAUCCACUUACAGCUCAGAAAAAAGAAAACAUUCAUCCAGAAAUAAGAAAAUUCCCUCGCUUUCUGAACAAAAGCAAAGGUGUGCUGUGAAUGAAGAACAGUCAACACAGUCCUUCCUUUCUUUCCCCUGUGCUCUGGAUCCGCUUCACUAAUGGGUGUGGU
Dromaius novaehollandiae (emu) is the source of this 2193-nucleotide messenger RNA. RefSeq names its product cell cycle control protein 50C-like. Bases 1034 to 2077 code for a protein of 347 amino acids. Lineage: Eukaryota; Metazoa; Chordata; Aves; Casuariiformes; Dromaiidae. Gene Ontology annotation, cellular component: endoplasmic reticulum; plasma membrane; Golgi apparatus. The transcript has 7 exons. The record is from RefSeq and is a predicted model, not a curated record.